Molecule: messenger RNA, 981 nt
Organism: Nipponia nippon (crested ibis)
Lineage: Eukaryota; Metazoa; Chordata; Aves; Pelecaniformes; Threskiornithidae
Source: RefSeq, a predicted model, not a curated record
AUGGACGGCGCGUCGCCGCUGGAGCGGUACCUGGAGCGCUGCGGCGGGCAGGAUGACCUCUCAACUAGUCCUCAGCUGUUUGCUCCCAUGAGCCCUUACGAUGUAGACCUUCCAAUUCAAACAACUGAAGAUGUCUUGUUCGGUUCUCAAUUUAAUCAGCCCAAAGAGCUUCCAACAGACUUCUCCGCUGUGGACCUCAGCUUUCUUCCAGACAUUACCCAAGAUAACAAAGAACAAAAUCUAUCUGAAGAUGGUCACGCAAUGCAAAAAGAGCUUGAUGGGGCAAUAUCAAGAAAUGAGGACAGCGGUAUCUUUGUGGCUGAAAGCAGCUUGUCAUAUCCAGAUGCAACUCAGCCAUCUCCUGAAGCAUCUGGCAUCUGUCCUCCUCUGACACCAAUGACGCCUAUGACCCCAGUGACACCUGCAUCGGAAAGCUCUGGCAUAGUUCCUCAGUUACAGAAUAUAGUGUCAACUGUAAACUUGGCUUGUAAACUAGAUCUGAAGAACAUAGCUCUGCAUGCCAGAAAUGCAGAGUAUAACCCAAAGAGGUUUGCUGCUGUGAUCAUGAGAAUCAGGGAACCACGAACAACAGCCCUCAUCUUCAGUUCAGGAAAAAUGGUCUGCACAGGAGCAAAAAGUGAAGAGCAAUCACGGCUCGCAGCCAGGAAGUACGCGCGUGUGGUGCAGAAGCUUGGGUUCCCUGCCAAGUUCCUCGACUUUAAGAUCCAGAAUAUGGUUGGGAGCUGUGACGUGCGGUUCCCCAUCCGGCUGGAAGGCUUGGUUCUCACUCACCAGCAGUUCAGCAGCUAUGAACCUGAACUGUUUCCUGGCCUUAUCUAUAGGAUGGUCAAACCAAGGAUAGUGUUGCUUAUCUUUGUGUCGGGGAAAGUUGUACUGACUGGAGCAAAAGAGCGUUCUGAAAUCUAUGAGGCAUUUGAGAACAUCUACCCCAUUCUAAAAGGUUUCAAGAAAGCAUCAUAG